CCGCCGGGGCGUGGGCGGCGGCGGCGCUGGGCCGGGGGGAGCCGCGAGGCCGGGAGCGGGGUAGGCUGCGCCCGUACUUAAGCGGGCUGCCCGAGCCGCUGACGUCUUUCGAAUUGGAGACGGGCUGCCCCCUCCCGCCUCGGGGCUCCCGCGGACACGGCCGGGGACGGAGGUACGAGUAUCUGUCUAGAAUGUCCAGGCAUGCACAACAGCUUAGAGACCAUGAUAUAAAUCCAUGUGUAGCGGAAACAGAUGCCUCUACAAAAUGUAUGGAUGACAACAACUAUAACAAGGAUAUGUGUACUGCUUAUUUUUUGAAGUACAAAAGCUGCAGAAAAUUCUGGCAUGACAUUAUGAUGCAAAGGAGAAGAAAUGGUGUGAAACCAGAGAUGCCCUCAGCAGAAGAGAGAAAGAAAAUGUUGGAAUCAAUGGGGAAGCCCUACUGACUAGAAACUUGCAUUGAUUGACUGUGUUCACUGUACACAUGAAGACUUAUUGGCAGCAAGUUGCCCUUUUCUGAACUGGACUUUACAGUUGCCAUAUCUUGGAUUAAAAUAAGCUCUUAAAUUCUGAAA
Aquila chrysaetos chrysaetos is the source of this 575-nucleotide messenger RNA. RefSeq names its product coiled-coil-helix-coiled-coil-helix domain containing 7 (gene CHCHD7). The record is from RefSeq and is a predicted model, not a curated record. Bases 192 to 446 code for a protein of 84 amino acids. The transcript has 4 exons. NCBI's taxonomy places the organism in Eukaryota, Metazoa, Chordata, Aves, Accipitriformes, Accipitridae.